Molecule: messenger RNA, 13343 nt
Organism: Pocillopora damicornis (cauliflower coral)
Lineage: Eukaryota; Metazoa; Cnidaria; Anthozoa; Scleractinia; Pocilloporidae
Product: protocadherin-like protein
Biological process (GO): homophilic cell-cell adhesion
Cellular component (GO): plasma membrane
Molecular function (GO): calcium ion binding
Source: RefSeq, a predicted model, not a curated record
AUGCGGCUAUCCUUUAUCACGCAUUUUGGCGCGUUGGUAAUUUUGUUACAUUUAGUAAUUGGCACUGGUGCGGAAUGGAAGAAUCUUAUCGAGGUGAAAGUGCCAGAAGGAAAACCGGAAGAUUACGUAGUUUACAGACUACCGUUUCCCACUAAAGGAGAGGAGUACAUGCUAUUUUACGCACAGAAAGGGGACGCGCUUGACAAGGUCGGUUUAUUCAAGGUCUCUAAAAUUGGUGUUAUCACAACUGUUCAACCUUUGAUUUACGAGAGGGGAAAACCAAACGAGUACGAUUUGACCGUAGUUCGAAGGUCUUCCAAAGAGACAGAUGGAGGCCUGGCGACAACAGUUCGAGUGAUAGUACAAGACGUGAAUAACUUCCCGCCAGUUUUCACAUACAGUCUCUACAAUGGUUACAUCAAAGAAAAUUCUCCAGAGGGAACUGUGGUAAUGGGCUUGGAAAAUUGCUAUGCUGAUGACCGGGAUACCUCAGGUGUAAGAGAUUACAAAAUAAUAAAAGGAAAUGAGAAAGGUUAUCUUAGGGCUGUGAAAUAUGACGUUGGUGAGCACAGUUUUUUACAGCUAAAGGCAACCACUCGACCGAUCAAGCGAGACGCGAAAAAACCUUUUUUGACGUUGACUGUUGAAGCAGAAGAUAUGGGCAAUCCGCCAAAAACGUCACAAACCACAAUCGAAGUGUCAAUUGAAGAGGUGAACGAUUAUGUUCCUGUAUUUGAUAAAAGCAGCUACAAACGAGAAAUAAGCGAAGAUACUCCUAUCAUGAUGCAAAUUCUCAGUGUGCGAGCAAUAGACAAAGACCAAGGAAUUAGCGGUCAGGUUUAUUAUUUCUUCCAAACAUUGUCGAGUUAUUUUACGGUAAACGCCUUUACAGGUGCCAUUACGCUGGUGCGUGAGUUGGAUUAUACACAGGCAGACCAGCGAGUGCACCGGUUGACUGUCAUCGCACGGGAUGCAGGAACACCCAGUAAACAGUCCACGGCUACUGUUACCAUCACUGUUCCCGUGGAUAUUUCCAACUUCCCUCGCCCGGCUUCCACGACUUCCAACCAAGAAAAUGCGGCACCAUUUUUUCCUAGAGCACCGUACCACUUUACACUUCACACAUCGUUUCCCAUCAGGGGUAGUCUUGGUGUUAUUUUGGCAGUGGAUGAAGAUCCACCGGGAUCCAACAGUGCUCUUCGUUAUGCGCUGCAAAAUCCGUCUGGCGAUUUCACUCUAGAUUCCAACAGCGGUGUUCUGACAGUUAACAAGGAACUCGACGCGAAGACAUACAUCUUGUCGGUAAAGGCUGAAGACCAGGGUAACCCACCGAAAGGCGCUGAGGCACAAGUUAAAGUUGAAGUCGAAUCCAUAGAUAAUCCAUUCAACCAUCCGACCUUCAGCAAUCCUAUACAAGUAAUAACGGUCCAAGAAAAUACUAAAAUUGGCACAUCUGUGUUCACAGCAUCGGUAGUCUCCGACGCGAGCACGGACAAAGGAGUAGUAUAUUCGGCAAUCUUCGGUUCUGCGCUGCCAUACUUUGAACUGAACGAAGAUACGGGUGUAUUGAAGACGGCCGCAGCACUCGAUCGAGAAAAGCACGGCAUGUAUGAAUUAAUGAUAGAAGCAAGGAACAAGGAGGAAAUUCCACGCCAUUGCCAUCUGUUUCUGAUAAUAAAAAUCGCAGAUGAGGACGACUCAUACCCUGAUUUCUCCAGGCCAGUUUAUAGCGCUAGUGUACCAGAGAAUAGCCAAAUCGGUACUUUUGUCACAGUCAUCCACGCCAUUGAUCAAGACAAUCCUUCAGUAUCUUACGACCUGUCCAUAUCGUCCUCUGAAUUUCAAAUAGAGGCAGGAACUGGAGUAAUCAGGACGAAAAGAAAGCUCGACCGAGCAAUUGGAGACAGGAAAUUUCUCCUUCAUGUGACAGCAAGUGACGAAGGGGGAAAGACUGCGCACGCGAAUGUGGACAUCAAUGUGACCAGCGCACACGAUUCUAGUCCAAAGUUUGCUCUGGAAAAGUACCAGGCCUCACUGCGAGAAAAGCAGGGAAUGGUUCCUAAUUUGUUGUGCAUAGCUGCGACUGGAAGUAACGGCCCAGUGACAUAUUCGAUCAAAUCGGGAGCCAAUGAAAGAUUCACCAUCAACGAGAAUACAGGUACCUUGUCAGUUUUAGAUUCCUUCGAUUACAGGACCGAGAAAGGGUAUGUUCUUACAGUCGUAGCCAAAGGCGAGAGCUCCUCAAAAACGUCGUCAACUACAGUGACACUGUCAAUUACAAACGAUGACGGCCCGCCGGUCUUCGUUAAGAAAAGCUAUGAAGUUGUAACUCAAGAAAACGUUAAUGUUGGAACAGCUCUACUUGUCGCUGGUGAUGGAUUUCGUUUCUCCACCGACGGUAGGCCCGCAACCGAUUUUAUCUGUUCCCUAGAUGACAUCACGAGUAGGGAAAUACUGGAUCACUUUCAAGUGGAUAGAAUAGGUUACGAAUGUCACGUAAAAGUGAUUAAAAAUUUUGUUCAAGUCUCCAACCGAGAAUUCACUUUUCAAGUCCGCGUGACAGACAUCAAUCAAAGGAACCUGUUUGAUAAGGCUGGCGUGACGGUAAAAGUAACAGACACGAACGACUAUGCCCCCGAGUUCACGCAAUCCUCCUACUGGGUUUCCAUCGCCAGUGACACUUCCCUGGGAACCAGUUUAGUACAAGUGACUGUCUUUGACAGAGAUACCCCUGGAAAAACUGAGUUUGUUUUAGAGCUCUUAUCCGAGGGUGCGGAUGACAGAUUUCAAAUAGACAGCGAUGGCAUAGUUCGCACGAUUACAUCGGGUCUACCCGAAAACAGAAUUUUCAACCUCAAAGUCAAGGCGAAAGAAACAGGUACCGAUCCCCAACAAGAGAGCGAGGUGUCAUUGAAAAUCUCCGUGCAAAGGACGCCUUUCGUUCCGGUCGAGUUUAGCAGUAACAGUUACCUUCAAUCUCUCACUGAAGACGCAACCGUCGGCGCGUCAGUGUUCACCGUGAGUGCUUCGCGAUCAGGUUCAGACUCCGGAACCCUAACAUACUCCAUAGUAGGCGGAAAUCUGGACAAUGCUUUCAAAAUCGAUACCAGCAGCGGUAAGGUGACCUUAGCUAAGAAUCUUGACUAUGAAACUACCAAGAAGUACAACUUGAUCAUCCGGGCAACUUUUGAUUUCUCCGAUGGAAAUAUUCCGGAUGUUGCAGCCGAGGUUACAGGCCAGGUUACUGUGCAGGAUGUUAAUGACAAUAGUCCCAGGUUUCUCCUUUACAACCGACCAACAAAAAUUGCGAUUGAGAGCUAUACGCCAAGUGCCACGGAAGUGAUGAAGGUGACGGCAACAGAUGAGGAUACGGGAAACUUUGGCUCUGUAUCGUAUAAUAUUCAUGACUCCGCAAGUAAUCCAUCCGUUGACAUUCCAUUCUCCAUAAACUCUGUCACAGGCUCGCUCAAGACCAACAGAGAAAUCAAAUUUUCAGAAGGAAGCUUCUAUGCGAUAGUAGUAAGGGCUGUAGAUGGAGCCAGCCGAGAAACUGCCGUGACCAUUGAAAUAACAGUCUUGAAUAUCGGAAAGCCUCCGACAUUCAAACAAGAGGAGUACUUGAAAAGCGUUAGUGAGAAAAGUCCCGUUGGUACCAGUGUGAUCGACAUAAAAGCUGACCAUAACGACCCCACUGCCCCAUUAAAAUAUGCAAUCAUCAAUGGUGACCCCGAGAGCAGAUUCUGUAUAAACUACUUGGGUGUUAUUAGUGUGGCGCAGCCCCUGGAUCGCGAGAAGGUGCCAUCAUAUGAGCUCUCAGUAAUGGUGUCCCUAAAUAACAAAAACAGUACCACCGUUGUUAAAGUUACCUUGCAAGAUGCCAACGAUCACGCACCGUCUUUUGAGAAGUCAAUUUUGGUCAUAAACGUCCCUGAAAAUGAAGUCAAUCUCAAUUUAAAACGUUUGAAGGCAAUUGAUCAGGACAAUGGUGAUUACGGAAAAGCAACUUACUCCAUCAUACAGAGUGUCAGGAGUGACACUAAAGAGCUUUUUGAGGUAGAGCCCGAUAGCGGUUGGGUCAAACUGAAAAAGCCUCUGGAUCGUGAGAAAGCUGCUGAACAUGUGCUGUUCAUCAGGGCACAAGACAGUGCACAACCAGAACCACUGAGCGAUAUUGUCAAGUUAAUUAUCCGAGUAACAGACGUAAAUGACAACAAACCACGUUUCUCUACUUCUUCUUACCAAGCCUCAAUACCUGCCAACCUCAAACAUGGAAGUAAAGUAGUCCAAUUAUCCGCCACAGAUCUAGAUAGUGGUGCCAACAGACUGUUAUAUUACACCAUAAAGGAGGGCAACAAGGACGGUAUUUUUGAGAUAAAAAAUGACAACGGACUUAUCACCCUAGGCAAUAGGCCUCUAGCGUCUGCACUCCAGGACACAUUCACUUUAAUUGUGGAAGCCGCCGAUGAAAAGGACAGAAAUAAAAAAGACGAAGCAACGGUGUUGAUAAAUGUGUUUCCUCCUGAUGGACCCCCGCGGUAUCCAGAUCCUUCGUUAAGUUUCGACAUACAGGAGGGAAUCUUGGCUGGACAGAAGAUCGCAUCAGCAGCCGCAGCCACCACAGAGUACGUCAUUUACACCAUACUGUCGGGUAACGAAGAUGGUGUGAUUCAAAUUGAUCCUUUCUCGGGGGAUCUAGUGACGGCUCAAGAGCUCGAUUAUGAAAAAGCCGAUCGGUAUGAAUUGCACGUAAUGGCGCAAGAUAUCAAAGGACGGAAAGCUGAAGUCAAAAUCACCAUUAACGUCAUAGAUAUCAAUGACAACAGCCCGUUCUUCAUCGAUGAGGUCAAAGGGAAGGUCGAUCAAAGAGCAACGGCAGGUGCUCGUGCAGGUGACGAAGUGGCCCAAAUAGUAGCAUACGAUCUAGACAAUGAGUCUUCCAUGAAGUACAAAUUAUCCCCUGAUGCAGAGGCUUACAUUGACAUUGACGACCAGGGAAUUAUUCGUGCCAAAAGAACUCUUGACGGUACUAUUCCCGGAAAGCGCUCUACUGAACCUUUAAGGACAUUAAAUUUCAAUUUAGAGGCUCGUGAUGGUGCCAAUCCACCGAAUUCUGUAACAACAUCUGUGCGCCUGGCAUUUACUAAUGACCAAGCAGGCCAAAACACUGUGGCCUUAAGGGUUAGGGAGGACACGCCGGUCGGUAAGGUUUUUGCCGUGACUCCCAGAUACAUUCCUGGUGGAAAGUUCUCCAUCUUGUACCCAGAAGAGACCCCUUUCUCUGUCGACGAGGAGGGCAGAAUUCAACUCAAAACGUCACUCGAUUUUGAAACUCAAGCGGUGUACACUCUGACAGUCCGAGAAGAAGCUUUUACUUCCAGUGGUCCCAUCUUCAACGAUAUAAACUUCGAGAUCUCUGUCGUAGAUGUCAAUGAUAACGAUCCCCGAUUUGAAUUGAGGCAAAGGCAUGGAACAGUGAACGGUAACGCUCAGGCUGGUGCUUCGGCUUUGAAACUUUACGUAUCGGAUGCAGAUACUGAUGCGAAUGGACUUGCAGGUUACCAACUUGUCACCAGUAACGCUCCCUUUGGCAUUGACCCGUUGGAAGACACUCUAAAGGUUGGCGGCCCUCUAAUGAAGUCUCAGUACGACCUAGAGAUACGUUCAUUUGAUUAUGGAGUACCUCGACGCCAGAACAGCCCAUUAAAACUUCGAUUAGAUGUUGGACAACUGCCUCCAAGAUUUAUCGACUUUCACGACGAUGGGUACAAGUUUGAGGUGCCCGAAGACGCUAGGGGUGGGACUGUAAUAGGAAAGAUCCAAGCUUUAAGUGUCUCAGGUAGCAGAGUGGGAUAUAAGAUUUCAGAUGGAAACUCAGGUAAUAGAUUUCGAAUCAACAGUGAUGGUGAAAUCAUGCUCAAUUUUCUCCUGGAUUACGAGACACAAGCAAAGGAAUAUGAACUGCAGGUGGAGGCUAUCGAGAUGAUUCCUUCCGGUCUGAUCUCUUCAAUCGAUGUCAAAAUCUUAGUUUUGAAUGCUAAUGACCACCAUCCUAUGUUUGAACAAGGAUCGUACACGGCUACCGUGCCAGAAGACGCGGCCUUCGGGAGCUCGAUAUUGACUGUAGCCGCUACAGACUGUGACUGUAGCCAGGAUUGCAGUUGCUCUUCAGGGCAGUUGAGCUACUCAGUGAGAGAUACCGAGUAUUUCACAGUGGAUCCCGACACUGGAGUUAUAUCACCAGCACGUUCUUUGGAUUACGAACGCAUUAUAACACACAUAUUUCAAGUCCGUGCAUCUGAUCAUCUGAGGAAUAAAACGAACGUAGCUUUGGCGUAUGUUAAGAUCAAUGUUACGAACGUGAAUGACAAUCAACCCAGGUUUGCAAAUCCCGAGUAUAGUUUCUCCGUCGACGAAGAUGCACAAGUUGGGAUAGGAUUAGCGGUGAUUGAAAUUCAUGACGAUGACCACGAUGAAAUUACAUAUUCCAUAGUCCAAGGGAGCAGCCCUUUCACAAUAGAUGCUAGAACUGGGGUCAUUUCUCUUUCACGAAAACUUCCCAGCAGUCCUUGGGAAUAUACGUUCACCAUUCGAGGAACGGAUUCAAACGGAGCCUUCAGCGACGCGAAAGUUUUCAUGACCAUCAGGGAUAAGAACAACAAUCGACCAGUGUUCGAAAAGUGCGAGGACUCUACAGUGACAGAGAAUCUAUCCCCCGGACAAGUAGUUACCCAGAUUGUGGCUACAGACGUGGACAGGGGUUUAGGUGGAGAAAUAGAAUACAGUCUGGCGUAUGGCGAUGAAUUCUUUGAGAUUGAUAAUACCACUGGUUGUUGGGAGAGUAAGCUUUUUCAUAAAAGAUUUAAACUUGUAUGGCUUAACUUAAACGCAACGUUUUUGUCUUGUAAUCUAUCUGCAGAUACGACAGUCCUAACAAUUCAAGCAGUUUCUAAAAACAACCAACCGUUAACAUACACUCCCUUAUUCACCUGGCAAUUUGCCUCAGAGUUCUUUCACAUCAAUCCUCAGACUGGAGAGAUCAAGGCAGGUGGUAAGGCACUUGAUUAUGAGGAGCUUAAGAUAUUUCGUAUGCAGUUCAAAGCAUCCGAGAGCAAGACACUCUUUUCCACUUGCCUCGUGGAGAUUCGGAUCACUGAUGUCAACGACAACACCCCAAUAUUUGGAACGGAGUUUUACGAGGGUAGGGUUCUCGAGAAUUCUCCGCCGAAUUCGGACGUCCUUCAAGUGCAUGCGUACGAUCCGGACACUGGAGGUGGGGGACUUUUGACUUACUCCAUCAUUGAAAGCGACACUACCGAUGGAAAGUAUUUCAGUAUUGACUCCAGCACUGGACUUAUAAGAACGAAGGAAACAUUUGACCGCGAGGUUGCUGAUGAAAAGCACUUCACUGUCUUAGUCGAAGCUAGAGAUAAAGGAGGCAAGUUUGGGAGGAGCUAUGUUGAUAUCGAAGUCGUCGAUGACAAUGAUGCGGGGCCAGUGUUUGCUACAACUCAGUAUUCUCUGAGCGUAAGGGAAGAUGCUGAGUUGGGUUGGAUUUUGCACUCCUUUACCGUGCAAGAUAUUGAUGUUGGUCUUAACUCUUUAGUAAGUUUUUACAUCUCGUCUGGAGAUGUAAGACAUGCAUUUCACCUGGAGACAGUGUACUAUCCUCAAAAUGUUGGGCAGCUCAUUGUCGAUGAUAAGCUUGAUUACGAAACUGAUAAGGAGUACAAUCUGAAGAUCAUCUCUACAGACGGAAGAACAACAAGUCAACCGCCAGCAAGGGUUAGAAUCGAGGUUAUAGACGUUAACGACAAUGCCCCGGUGUUCAAUCAACUUCGUUAUGAUGCAACUGUGGUGGAAGGCAGUCCAGGAAGCCUGCUUGUGGUGACAGUAAGUGCUACUGACAUCGACACGACUGGCGAGACUAUUUCUUACUUCUUAGACAAACAGGGCGAGAUGUUCUUCACGAUUGGUCCAGAGAAUGGGGAGAUACGUACUAGUGGGAGACCGCUGGACAGAGAGGAAACGCCUGUGUUGUAUUUCAAGGUCCAGGCUACUGACGGAAUUUUUGUUGGAUCUGCAGGUGUAAAGAUCGUUGUUCUCGAUAUCAAUGACAAAGCACCCUACUUUCCAAGUCCUCCAUAUAUUGGUACUAUCGAGGAAAACAACCCUCCGGGCACAAGCGUGAUUGUCGUACAAGCUAUCGACGAAGAUGACCCAAAAGAGAAUGGGAACACCGACCUAACCUACUCUCUAGAUGACGAUAGUGACGGGCUCUUUGUGAUUGACAGUACAACUGGGCUCAUAUCCAAUACUAUGACCUUUGAUAAAGAAGGGGACCCGGACGAGUACAACGUCACCGUGAGGGCGACAGACAAUGGGACUCCGCGACAGCUUAGCGGCACAACAGUGGUAACUAUCAGAGUAGUAGACGCCAACGACCAUAAACCGAUAUUUGAACCUCUGGAGUAUAGAGCGUCUGUCCCGGAAAACGCAUUUCCCGGAUUCUUCGUGACACAAGUUAGCGCUACAGAUAUAGAUUUGGGCUUCAACGGUAAAUUUGAGUUUACCACGGUGUCUGGCAACGAUCCCUAUGCGUUCUACAUCAACCCUGCUACUGGUGCGAUAUUGGUGUCGGGAGAGUUAGACUAUGAAACACGACCAAGUUACACUCUGAAGAUAAACGUAUCCGACCUAGGUAUCCCCCAACAGACUUCUUCAGAGCUUGCUUCCGUGUUCAUCACCAUCAUAGACGUAAAUGACCAUCCUCCGAUCUUUGUGCCAGAUACGUACAGCAUAUCCAUUAACGAAGACGAACUCGUUGGUUCUUCUUUACUAAGUUUGGUGACUAACGAUCUUGACAAGGGCAUUGAGACAAGGCUGUGGUUCACGGUCGAGUUUGGAGACUCAACUGACAGCUUUGACGUCAGACCUGAUCCAAAUAACCCUAGUAUAGGUAUUUUAUACAUAACUGCUCCCCUGGACCGAGAAACAGUCAGCAGUUACAAGCUAGAGAUAAAAGCCGAAGAUGCUGAUGAACUCUUUGCCAUUUGCUUCGUGACAGUAACAGUACUGGAUAUCAACGACAAUGGGCCACACUUUAUCCCUCCUAUCUUCUUCGGCAGCAUCGUCGAAAAGGUGUCUACAGCACAGUUUGUUGUGACGCUUAGUGCUUUUGACCCGGAUGAACCGUUUAAUGGACCACCGUUUGAAUACAAGAUACUCAAUGGAACGGUAGAGGGGAAUUUUUAUAUAGAGCCAAGUUCGAAGACCAGCACCACUGCCGAUAUCUACUCAUCGGCUUCAUACCAAUUCAACUACGAAGAGAAACAAGAAUGGAAACUGUGGGUACAAGUAACGGACAAUGGCAAUCCUGCCAUGUCGAACAUAACUGUAGUCUACAUCGAGGUUAAAGAUUCUGUCAAUAACAACGCCCCUUUUAAUGCCACAAUGACGAUCAUUUUAAACUCGUAUCAGGGACGCUUUGCGGGGGGAGCUAUAGGAAAAGUUUACUACAGAGACAACGACUUUGAAGUGGAUGAAAACGGCUACACAAUUACGACGCAGAAUCCAGGAUCGUUUUUCACUUUGGAUACAAACACGGGCCACCUCUCUGCGCCGGAAAAUAUUCCUGCGGGUAACUACGGACUUUUCGUACGUGUAACAGAAAAAAACAGAAAUCAGGCAUUACCACUCAAAGUUGUGUUCUCAGGCAUAACUGUUAUGGUUCGAAAUAUUUCACAAGCUGCCGUUCUAAAAAGCACCACAAUACAGUUCGUGCAAAUCCAUAAAAAAGCUAUUUUCGUUGGUGAUUACUACUCGAAGCUUGUAGGGGUACUUCAAGAAAUUUUUAGCAACAAUGGUGGAGACUUCUUUGUACAAUACUACGUUUAUAUCUUCAGUAUACAAAUUGAUACAGACGACCCACAAGCUAUAAAUGUACAAUUAGCGGUAAACACCCCUAAAAAUGAGUAUUGGAGUACAACUGAUAUACUGACGAAGCUGAUAGAGAAGAGAUCUUCACUUGAAAGUAUCGGGCUAACUGUAAGCACCUUCGGUAUUGAUACAUGCGCAAAAGAAUACAACAAAACUGGUAUCUGCCGGAACGUGGUGAGCGCCUUCACUACGUUUACAGUGAUCAGCGGCGACUAUGGUCAAUUACCUGCACCUGACACCUCUCUCACGUUUGUAUCAAUCGAUGUGAAACUUGAAGCAAAAUAUUUUUUCUUCGAGAUUAAACCUGUUCUAAGAUGCUCAGAUAAGCCUUGUUUGAAUGGUGGCAUAUGUCAUGACGUUCAACCAGAAGGGAUUAUUUGCCAAUGCAAGCAUAAGUUCGCCGGGCUAGUUACUGGGCCUCUUUGCCAAGAAACGACUCGCACGUUCGAGGGAGGCCUGGGAGAAUCAUACAUCUGGCUUGAAAAGCUUGUGGCUUACGACAGGAAUGUUGUACAGCUGGAAUUCACCACAACAGUUGCAGAUGGUCUAAUUCUUUACCAAGGGCCAUUAUUGGAAGUGGGCGUCGGUCAGCCUCGUGAUUUCCUGGCCAUUGUUUUGUUUGGGGGCUUCAUUCGUGUCGUCGUAUCAUUGGGAUCACAGCCUUUAACUUUAACGAUGUCGCGUGGUCCUCGACUGGAUGAUAGUCAAUGGCAUUCUAUUGAAGUGCGUCAAGAGUUGAAGACGUUUACAGUCAUUAUUGACCAAUGCAAGAACGCACGUUUGAUACAGCUUGGGGAUCAGUUGGUGGAGGAUGAAAGCGAGUGUAAAAUAUCAGGAAAUGUCAGAGGAACCGAUGUUUUCCUGAACAGUAUUUGGCCACUUCAAAUUGGAGGGGUGGAAAACCCGCAAGUUUCAUAUCCAGACCUCAAUUACACGGGUUUUGUGGGAUGCAUACGAAAAAUUAUCAACAAUAAACAUAUGUACGAUCUCAAGAACCCCCUCAAAGUGGUCAACUCUCCCGAAGGCUGCACCUUGGCUCUCACCGCUUGUUCGUCUUGUAAUAACAAUGGAUACUGUGAACCGUACUUGGACAAGGAGAGCGUUUGUGUAUGUGAUGUGGGGUAUUCUGGAGACGACUGCUCGGCAUCGACUGUUGGGAAUUACUACUUGGAAAACAGUUACUCCCAGUAUUCCCUAUCAGCCUGGGAUUCAGCAGCAGCAUCGUCGUCAUCAUCGUCUUCUUCUUCCUUUUCGUCAUCGUCUUCAUUUUCAUCAUCGUCGUCAUCGUCAUCAUCAUCUUCGUCGUCAUCGUUAACCUCGUCAAGGAGAAGACGAGAGGUUGCUCCAGCGCCCCAACCAGUGACGAGUGAAUAUUUCACGAACAUUGCCUUGAAAGUCAAAGCCUCGACAAGUACUAACACCAGCCUCGUAUUCCUGGCCACUAACAGCCUCGGAACCGAAUUUGUCAGGAUUGGCAUAUUGAACCAUGUACUUCGUUGUGUGUUCAGACUGGGAAGUAGGACAAAAGUCCUUUCGCUUCCGAACGUAAACAUCACUGAUGGUAAAACACACAUUGUCAAAGUGGAAAGAGUGGGUAACUACGCCACACUACAGGUUGACUACGCGGGGAAGGUGGAAGGAAGUACGGGAGGAAGCAGCAAUCUGAUGAAUUUUGGUGGCGGGGCUCUGUUUUCCGGUGGUACCCGCCGGCUGACCGCGAUGCUUGUGAUGCGAGCGAUUGUGAAAAGCAACGGAAAGGCUAUUGUGCAAACGGCAGACGGCGGCCUCAUCUCGACUUUUACGUCAUUCUCAGGGUCUUUGUACGGAGUGAGUUUGAUAACUAUCGGAAAAAAGGGUGGUGUUACGGUCAAAAUAUUGAAGAAUGCGACCCUUAUUAGAAUGUACCAGAAACACAGCAUUCGAUCUGUGUAUAAUUCAAGUGCAGGGAAAGUAGUUUUGGGAAGCGCCGGUGUAAGUGUUUCCGAAAUUCGAGUUAGUAACAGCAGCGCGCAAAGUGUUCAUCGGAUAUUACAACGAAGAAAUCAACAAAGUUCUGGAGAUCCGAGAGCGAAGGCUGGUCCUGGUGCUAAUGCGGUGGUCACUGGUGGCAAACUCAGUUCCGUGGCUGACUAUGGAUCGAGGCUGAAGCUGAGGCAGUCAACAGAAGGAAAGAGAAAUAGGUCGGACGUCGAUGAAUCUUACGCAGGUUGCAUCCCACAAAAUCGAUUCAAUGAUAUCGACGUAGACCAUGAAGGUAGUCCAGUGACAGUCGAGCGGCAAAAUGUUAUAUUUGGAUGUCCUUGUGAAAAGGGAGACUGCGCCAAUAACGGAACAUGUUUAAUAGAUACCACUUCGCCCCUGGUGAAUGUAUGUAAAUGCGCUGAGCCUUGGACUGGACUUCGAUGUUAUGAAAUCGUAGAAGACCCUGGAGGUGGAAAAACUCAACCGAAUACGCCUUCUCCGCCAGCGUGGAACUGGUUAGCCAUAUUAGCCGUUCUUCUCCUUCUCCUUAUCGCACUGAUCCUGCUUGGACUUUAUCUACUGUGGAAAAGGUGUAGGGAAGAUGCCACAGACGCAGGAACAGGACCAGCUAAGGCGGCAGUGGCUCCUACAGGACACGGGACAGUCAGGCCUUACUCUGCUGGGGCGGGGGAGAUGGACAGUACUGACUAUGAUCUACGUCAUUUGAUGAAGUACAUGUACACCGAGAAGGCUAUAGGAAGCUCGGAUCUUGAGCAUGGCCAUGAGCAUGCCAAUGUUCGCGUGUACAGGGACGAUGGUAUCCGAGGGACAGACAAUCUUCAUUUUGACUUAAGGCAAUUGACAUCUCACAGACAUCACGUGAUUCAAGGUGGAACGAACGUACAUGACACUCAUUUAGGAAUCGGUAACCAAGGCUUCCACGGUUCAAUGCCCACGGUGACGUCACAUCUUCAUACAAAAAUUACACGACACGUGGUACGCGCCGACAGUAAUGUGUCGCUGUCACAUGACGAAGUGAACUCCUUUGAAGACGAAGGAAACGAUUCUGACGUGGAUGACUUAAGCGAGAUUGGCAGCGGGGACGACGCAGACUGGGACCUACCGGAGGACUCUUGGGAGCAUCAUUUUGUACGACUUCGUGACGGAAACUAAAAAAUGGCAUCUAUCGACAUAAUGUUCAUUUUUUUAUCUGCAUUAGAUACAUUUUGACCUGAUUAUAAGGUGGUUGACAAAACAGAAAACGUGCAACACAUCCUCGAAAUACGCAGCAGAAUAUCGGUCACAUUGUGAUUUGCUACAAGUUUUGUCCCUAAUUCAGUGAACUGUUUCCUGGAAUUAAACAAUCCGGUCAUUAAUGAUCAAUCUCACAUUUUUUUCCGUCGAAAAAUAUGGUGGAUUACAAUAAAAUCUUUGCUCGAUUGAUA